Messenger RNA from Entrophospora candida, 577 nucleotides. The record is from the annotation of a GenBank genome assembly. NCBI's taxonomy places the organism in Eukaryota, Fungi, Glomeromycota, Glomeromycetes, Entrophosporales, Entrophosporaceae.
CAGUAUUCAUAUUCCAGUACCACAAUCACAACAAUUGAAUAAUAAUAAUAAUAAUGAUCUACAAUCUAAUAUUAUAGUACCACUACCAAAUAAUAAUACUUCACCAUCAAACAACAAUAAAUUACCACAGUCAGAUGACAACAGCAAUAAUAUUCCUUGUAUUCAAUCAUUACUAUCACAACAACCAAACAACAACAAUAAUUUUAUUAAAAUUCAACCAGAUGAUAUCAUUCCUAUUUCGCAAUCAUUGAAAUUAAAUAAUAAUAAUAAUAAUAAUAACAAUGACUUUAUUCAAAUACAACCAAACAAUGUUUCUACUUCUACUACCAAAUUGUCAAAAUCACCACUGCCAUGUGAUGUAACAGAAAAAAACAAUACAUUUCACAUCAUUUUUAAUGGAGGAAGAUUUUUGUAUAAAAAUUUACCUGUUGGUGAAUUUGAAUUAAAAAUAUUAUUACCCUCUGAGAUUGAUUGUGAUGAACCAGUAAACAUGGAGAUAGACAGUGGGAUUGUCAACAUCACAUUAAGUAAAUCAAUCAUUGAUGAAAAUGAUACAAAACGACUAAGAAUAAAGUGA